AUGAUAUACUACCUAUCGCCAUCAGCCGAGGUACAUAAAAUUCAGUUGCAACCUAGCCUGCCCAAGCCAUUCACACCAGCCAAACGACCCCAUGAAACUAGGAGGAUUAGCUUCGAUGACACCAAUCUAAAUGGAGUAACUCUCCCCCACGCCGAUCCACUCAUUGUUGAGCUACGCGUGAAUGAGUUCACUGUUGAGCGUGUUCUCAUCAAUCAGGGAAGCACCUUGGAAAUAAUGCAUUACAAGACGUUUGUUAAACUCAACUUCACUGAUUCAGAUUUGUUGUCGGCUGAUUACCUAGGCUUCAAUGCCAACCCUGAGUAUCCCUUGGGUAAGAUCACACUACCAGUACGGGCGAGAACCAGAUCAGUAGAUAUAGAAUUUCUGGUCAUCAAACUCCCGUCACCACACAAUCUCAUCAUGGGAAGGACUUGGUUGCAUACCAUACAGGUUGUGCCGAGCACCUACCAUCAACUACUCCGCUUUCUAAUUGAGUAUGACAUUGAGCAUAUUCAGGGUUCUCAGAAACUGGCAUAG
Molecule: messenger RNA, 537 nt
Organism: Camellia sinensis
Lineage: Eukaryota; Viridiplantae; Streptophyta; Magnoliopsida; Ericales; Theaceae
Source: RefSeq, a predicted model, not a curated record